Messenger RNA from Musa acuminata AAA Group (dessert banana), 3239 nucleotides. Its product is annotated as pentatricopeptide repeat-containing protein At3g02330, mitochondrial. NCBI's taxonomy places the organism in Eukaryota, Viridiplantae, Streptophyta, Magnoliopsida, Zingiberales, Musaceae. Gene Ontology annotation, molecular function: protein binding. The record is from RefSeq and is a predicted model, not a curated record. The transcript is spliced from 5 exons. Bases 137 to 2461 code for a protein of 774 amino acids.
CUGCCAGGUUGGAACUCGGGUGCUUGGUCGGUGCUCGAGUCAAAGUGUUGUCGUCUGAUGAUGCACUGAAUCGAUCACUCGUUUGCAGAUUCAUUCUUCGGAGUUGUUGGUGGAUGAUCGAUGGGUGUUUGCCCCGAUGACUGGUAAUCCUGUGUUGUAUGCGGACGCCAAGAGGUUGCCCAAUUCCAUGUCUUAUUCUUCGAUCGCUUCGGGGAUCAAAGCUGCCAUCGCUCAGAAUUGUGUCCCUGUGGGUAAAUCUAUCCAUGCCUACAUGAUCAAGAUUGGGUCUUUGCAAGAAACAACCCUUUGGAACCAUCUCCUCAACCUCUAUGCGAAAGCCCACUGCCUCGACGAUGCCCGUGCGCUGUUCGACGAAAUGCCUGAGCGAAACUUGGUUUCCUACUCGACCCUUAUGUCUGCGAGUUCUGGACUCGGCGAUCCUAUGUGUGCUUUGCGCCUCUUGUUCCAGCUGCGCAAGGCAGAAAUCGAGCUCAACCAGUUCGUGUUUUCAGCCUCCAUUGUGGCAUGCCGGAAGCUCAGAAAGUUGGGUCUGGGCGAGCAAACCCAUGCCCAAGUGAUGGUCUCUGGAUGGGGAUCGGACUCUUUUGUCAAUGCUGCUCUCAUCGACAUGUACUCAAAGCUUGGUGAUCUGGCGAGUGCUGUCUCCCUUUUCGGUCUGUCUCCGGUCGAGGAUCCUGUUAUGUUCAACACGAUGGUUAGUGGGUACGUAAGUUUUGGUGCCCAUGAGGAGGCUCUGAGACUUUUCCAGCAGGCAAGACGGAGUUUUAAUCUCCAUCCUACAGAGUUUAGUUUUGGGAGUAUGAUUAAGGCUUGCUCAGAAUUGGAGAGAAGGAUCGGAGAACAACUUCAUGGGCUUAUUUUAAAGAUGAGACUUGAUUCAAACUGUUUUGUUGGAACUUCUCUCAUUGAUAUGUAUGGCAGAUUUGGAGAUACACAAAGCUUGGAAAUGGUUUUCCAGAGUGUACAGACAUUUGAUGUCACAUUGUAUAAUGCGAUGAUUGGUGGGUUAAUAAGAAAUGGACUUGACACUUUUGCAUUGGAUUAUUUCCAUGAGAUGAGGUCAAAAGGUUUCAUCUCAAAUGAUUGCACCUUAUCUGGUGUACUCAAAGCAUGUGGUGGUUUGAAGUCUUUGGAUUUGGGGAGGGCGAUUCAUGGGUUUGUUGAGAAGUCAAGUUUUCGGCAAGAUGUGGUAGUUAACACUGCUUUGAUUGAUAUGUACAUAAAAUGUGGUUCGAUAAAGGAAAGUUGUCAAGUGUUUGGAUGCAUGCAUAAACGGAAUACUGUUUCUUACAAUUCUUUGAUCUCUGGACAUGGGCAAGAUGGGAAUUACAGAGAGGCUUUAGCCCUUUUUAAUGACAUGAACUGUAAGCAUAUAGAUGUUGAUCUUGCUACCUUUGUUGCUUUGUUAUCUUCGUGCUGUGGGUGUGAAUGGGUCGUAUAUGUUCAUGCAAUUAAGCAUGGAUUUGCAUCAGACUUGAUGGUUAGAACUACACUGCUAGAUGGUCUUUUCAAAGAUGGUGCUGCCGACCAAGCUCUAGAGUUUUUCGAUAAGAUGCAAGAGAGAAACGUUAUUUCAUGGACUACAAUGAUAUCAGGACUUACACUAUCAGGUCACUAUUCAGAUGCAAUGAAGUUUUUUAAAACCAUGAUUUCUACAGAAGUAUCACCCAACAGUUUCACUUACUCAAGUGUUUUAAAGGCUUGUGGCCAUUUAGCUGGUCCAGAGGAAGGAAAACACAUUCACGCAUGUGUCAUAAAGCAUGGGGUUAUGGAUGACUAUACUAGCAGUGCUCUUCUGGACAUGUAUGCUAGGUGUGCAGCCCUGGAAGAGAGUAGAAGACUUUUUGAUGAACUAACAAACAAGGACAUAGUAGUCUGGAACACAAUGAUCACUGGAUAUGCACAACACGGGUAUGGGCAUGAGGCUCUAGAAAUGUAUGCUCUAUUGGAAAAGGAAAAUGUACAUCCGAACCAUGUAACUUUUGUUUCUCUUUUGUCAGCUUGCAGCCACCGUGGGCUAGUAGAAGAUGGAAUUCAGCUAUUUGAUUUGAUGGUUUCUAAGCAUGGUAUCGUACCAAGCAUGGAGCACUAUGCAUGCAUGGUUGAUUUGUUUGGCAGGUCUGGGAUGUUAGAUAGAGCAGAACAGUUGAUCAAUGGCAUGCCUUUUGAAGCUGAUGUUUCAAUUUGGGCAACGUUGUUAUCUGCUUGCAAACUUCAUGGUAAUUUAGACCUGGCUGAGCUAGCAAGAGACCAAGUUAUGAAAAUGCAAGGUGAAGAUGUUCCUACAGUUGUGCUCAUGUCCAAUAUGUAUUGUGAAGUAGGAAGACAACAUGAUGCAGAAAAUUUGAGGAAGAUAACAGGAUCACAAACGAGAAAGGAGCCCGGAUUUAGUUGGGUUCACGCAGCAGAAGAGCCUUUGUACAGUUAUGGUGCUACAUAGGAUUAAAAGCAUUUUAGUAAUGCAUUGGAAAAUUGCAUCCAGAGGCCUCAAUUCAAGCAAAUUGUAUCAGGAUCCAUCAGAUUCCUGUGGUGAACCAACUAAGAAGAGCUCUUUUUGAAAUGCAAGUUUGAGAGUCAGUGUUAAAUAUUGGCCACGUCCAACUGUUAUGCAUUGGUGAAUAGCUUCUUUUGUUUGGAAGAAUGACCAAGAUAUGGACCAAAAGGAGGCCAAAUUUUCUUUCAGUCAAUGUUCUGUUGCUAGAAAAAAGAGGACAAGUUUGUGCUCUUGAUCCCCAGCUAGUCAACAGGUGAACUCUGUGAUGAAAGACAGCUAUCCUUAAUAUGUGGGGAAAUUGUUAUCUUAAGUUUGAUUUAACUCAUUGCUGCAAGAGCAUACCAGUCAAAUAAGGACAAAGGUGAACUCAAGACCAAAGAACAAGCUCCAGCACAGGAAGUCAAAAUGUUCAAGAGUAUAGAACUGAAGAUUUCUGUGGUAAAGAUGUCAUUAAUCACUUCUUCUUUGUGAGUUAAGAAAUGAGGUUCUGAGAAAACUUCCAAUUUUCUUCAAGCUGAUGCAGUGUGGAGGUGAGAGCAAACUUCACAAGCUUCUCCUAUGUCAUCCAGGAUUGGAAGAUCAGUCAAUCAAAACUUGUGCUUCUAUGUUCGCUUUAUCUGUCAAGUCAUCACUUGAUUAUCAUAAUUGAGAAUGGCAAGUACUGUUCAUUUUAAAUGUCAAAUACUACUAUUUGAGAUCGAAUACAUAAAUAUUUCUAGUGGUA